Penicillium odoratum is the source of this 1494-nucleotide messenger RNA. Its product is annotated as L-lactate dehydrogenase (cytochrome). The transcript is spliced from 3 exons. The record is from RefSeq and is a predicted model, not a curated record. NCBI's taxonomy places the organism in Eukaryota, Fungi, Ascomycota, Eurotiomycetes, Eurotiales, Aspergillaceae. Gene Ontology annotation, biological process: lactate metabolic process. The coding region runs from base 1 to 1494 and encodes 497 amino acids. Gene Ontology annotation, molecular function: L-lactate dehydrogenase (cytochrome) activity; heme binding.
AUGUCUAAACUUACUGGCGCUAACGUCGCCGAGCACAACUCCAAGGACUCGUGCUGGGUCAUUGUGCACGGCAAAGCCUACGACGUCACCGAGUUCCUACCAGAGCACCCCGGAGGCCAGAAGAUUAUCCUGAAGUAUGCAGGCAAAGAUGCGACCGAGGAAUUUGACCCCAUCCACCCUCCCGAUACCCUGGACAAGUUCCUAGAUCAAUCCAAGCACCUUGGUGAGGUCGACAUGAGCACCGUCGAGCAGGAGGAGAAGGCUUUCGAUCCGGAGGAGGCUGAUCGCCAAGUCCGUAUCAAACAGAUGCCUCCCCUGGCAGCCUGCUACAAUCUCAUGGACUUUGAGGCGGUCGCAAGACGGGUGAUGAAGAAGACCGCAUGGGCAUACUACUCCAGUGGAGCGGAUGAUGAAAUUACAAUGCGCGAGAACCACGCAGCCUUCCACAAAAUCUGGUUCCGUCCCCGUAUCCUCGUCGACGUCGAACAUAUUGACAUGUCAACCACCAUGCUCGGAGAUAAAUGCUCUAUCCCCUUCUACGUCACCGCCACCGCUCUAGGCAAACUCGGCCACCCAGAAGGAGAAGUCGUCCUCACAAAAGCAGCCAAGCAACACAAUGUCAUUCAGAUGAUCCCCACACUAGCCUCCUGCUCCUUUGACGAGAUCGUCGACGCAAAACAAGGUGACCAGGUCCAAUGGCUCCAGCUUUACGUGAACAAGGACCGCGCAAUCACAGAAAAGAUCGUCGCACACGCCGAGAAGCGCGGGUGCAAGGGCCUCUUCAUCACUGUUGAUGCACCUCAACUCGGUCGCAGAGAGAAGGACAUGCGAUCGAAGUUUUCCGACGCAGGAUCCAAUGUCCAAUCCGGAGAUGGGAACGUCGAUCGUUCGCAGGGUGCUGCACGCGCUAUCUCAAGCUUUAUUGACCCCGCGCUCUCAUGGAAGGAUAUCCCCUGGUUCCGUUCUAUCACCCGCAUGCCUAUCGUGUUGAAGGGUGUUCAAUGCGUCGAGGACGUCCUCCGUGCUGUGGAAGCCGGUGUGGAUGGUGUAGUCCUCUCCAACCACGGAGGUCGGCAGCUUGAAACAGCUCGCUCCGGAAUAGAAGUUCUGGCAGAGGUCAUGCCUGCUCUUCGUGAGCGUGGCUGGGAGAAGCGUAUCGAAGUCUACGUUGAUGGUGGUGUUCGUCGCGCAACUGAUAUUAUUAAGGCACUCUGUCUCGGUGCUAAGGGUGUUGGAAUUGGUCGUCCAUUCCUGUUCGCUAUGUCCUCGUAUGGUCUUGAUGGUGUUGAUCGUGCGAUGCAGUUGUUGAAGGAUGAGAUGGAGAUGAACAUGCGUUUGAUUGGUGCUAGGACAAUUGAGGAGUUGAAUCCUAGCUUGUUGGAUACCCGGGGUCUCAUGGGUGGGCAUGCGGGUGUUAUUCCCUCUGACACAUUGGGAUUGGGCGCGUAUGAUCCGCUUGAGGCGCCGAGGUUCAAUGAGAAAGCCAAACUGUAG